UGUCAAACUAGCAAUAGUCUCCGCCAUGCGCUGCUGGUCGUGGGUUUCCAUCCGUAGUGCUUGUGGCGGUGCAUCAUUACUUUUUGGAAUGGCCAGUUGUAUCAUGGACUGCACCAACUGAAUGGCCACGGUCACGGUAGGCAUAGACCAUUUGGUGCGAUGAGACAGAGAUCGCGAUCGAUAGGCACCACUAUUGUGCAAGUAGGCUGAUCCCGGCGGGUGGUAUUCGGAUUCGGCAAUCCAAAAGAGCAAUACGACGAGGGUACCCAUCAAAAUGACGGCUUGAAAGGAGGCCAGUUCGGUUUGGAGGGUGCUAGAUGCCAUCAUGCCUCCCACCAAAUACGCCAGGAUGAUCAAGACGGUGAGGAAUCCAAUUUUGGUUUCCAACCAGACAAAUCCGUUGGCAGAAGCGGCAAAACUAGAGAGAAGUAGGGUGGUGUGGAAUUUGGCCAGUGCCAACUGCGUGACCAUCUCAGCAUGAUUGGGAGAGCAAGUUGUUUCGUCCACCAAAGCAGUGGUGUGAAAGAAGGCACAUCGAAUGGGAUUGAGAGGUGACAGUAAAAGACAAUUCAAUCCGUUGUAGGUACAAAAGACCAAAACGGUGGUCAUGACCAUGGAAACAUGAACGGAAGGAGCCGUGAGGGCAGCUUCGAUGCCUCGUUUGCUGUUGUUCCGAAAGAGUCUUUGGAUGGUUGUACUACUUAUAGAAGUACGGUUGGUACUUGUAGUCGUGGAGGUACUCGUAGACGAUGAUGAUGGCAUCUUAGACUAAGCUGUGGAUUAGGCAUGCGACAGAGAGACAAAUAAAGAUGAUGGAGAUCGAUCAACUGGGUCGCGGCGGCCAGUGACCGCCAUAGUCGAUGAAUGCUGAGGCCAACGGUCUCCUACAGGCCAAACGAUAACGUCAUCUGUUGGAUCUUUGUGUUGUUGACGUUGAUACGUUGAUCAGAGGUCGUGCUUAGGCCAAAGAUGACGUCAUCACAUUAAAUCUACCGUGUACAGUCACGGGGAAGUGGCGAAGUGGCGAAUAAAAUCUUUCAUACACACUUCAAACGGCAGCAGCAGCAGCAGCACAGCAGCCGUAACGCCGUAACGGUAACAGCCGAACACCGGACAGCGGAACACACUCACCAACAGCCAAAACAUUCCAGUGAAAGGCAAAGCAUUACUCUAGACAACCUUGCUUUCUCUCUAUUCUACUUCAUCACAACCUACUACCGUACGCACUGCUACAAGAAACUACAGCAACAAGAAGAAUAAGAACAACAUCUACCGGUACUACCAAUACGAUGGACACGAUGAUGGCAACGACGACGAACAUGCUUCGUACUCCGACGCAGAUCAUUGAGACGACGUACAAUCUGUACUGUAACCCCAAGUCGAAACAGCGAUUGGCGGCUGACUUUUUGCCUGGUCCCUGGGAUGUGAUUUGUGCGCGUGGAAAGAAAGCGCACGACCAUGAAGGCAAUGUCCGUUUGCGGGCCAUGGUGGAUCAACAUCAAGAAGAAUACGGCAAGUGUACUUCCAAACACGAAAAGAGCAAGAUUGUCUCGUACAUUGUCAAUACGAUCCGCAAGGAAGCGUCCUAUCACAAUGGAGGAUUCGUCAAGAAUAUUGAUGGUAUUUGGUACGAAGUAGGAGAUCGAGCGGCCAAGGAAAAGAUCGGCCAAACGUUCAGGGACAUGCUGCACACGAAAUACAGUUCGUCCACCAAAGCCAAAGCGCGAGUCCGCGUCCAACGACGAGUCGAGGAAUACAAUUCGGCGCAUCCCGACGCUCCCGUGGCGGCGCCUUCUCCUCCCACUACUCCCACACCACAGCAACCGCGGCAGCAUCCACUUGAACGGUCCAAUUUGCCACAAGCCAUCUCCAUUCCCUUGACCAUUCCUUCCAUGCGACAAGUCAAGGAAACAACCACCAACAUGUUUCGAAACAGCUUUACCAAUCCACUCAAAUCCUCGGGAAAACGCUUGUCCGGUCUGCUCAUGAAGAGCGACAAAACCGCAUCGGAACAGUCGCUCUUGCGAGGAAGUGUCCAAACGGUCGAUUUGCCGCCCAAUGCGGUAUUGCCCAAAGACUCCAUUGGCGACGGGGAUCCAUGGUUGCGCAUGUCCACCGAAGACAUGUUGCGACACUCGGUACAGUCCGUCGAUAUGCCCGACGAUGCCGUCGUGGAAGAAUUGAAUGGGGAAGAUUGGAUGCGCAUGUCGGGAAUGUCCACGGAUGGUCUCGUUUUGGAUCAGAGUAAUAUUGCUGCUACGAACAACAAGAAGAGAACCAUGAUUCACGAUCAAGACAUUGAUGAAAUUGUCAAUGCAUUCAUGACGGUCGAACAACCACAACAGUCGCGAGAACGGCCCUAUGGCGUUUUUAGCACGUCCACCAAGAGCAAUCCCUUUUUGCAGAGUAUCACCGUCGGAGACCUCGCCGCCAGCAGUGGUGCCCACAACGGCAGCAGCAGGAACAAUCCACUCUUAAAAUCCUCCACGGCCAGUUCCUACAUGGAUAUGGACCUCGAUGGACUUUUUGGAUCCAUGGGAUCAAUGAGUCUCGGGAAUAUGAACAUGGCCGCGGCGGAUUGAGUUACAAGUACAGUACAAGUAGUGAAAGAAAAGGAAAAUCGUUAAACAGAAAAAACCAUUCAACCAAACCAACAAUCAGUUGGUGGUUAUUGUUUGCUGUGUGCCUGCUGCAACACACACAAGAAUGCUCGGGAAUCGUGACGAAAGGAUUGGGAAUUGCAUGCAUAAACAAAUCGAUCGAUACACUGCACGACCACUCCAACCCAAUCGCGUGGAUGCACCCAUCGCACGAAAAAGGGUGGCUGCCUCCCUCGUGAGAUUCUUUAUUAUUAUUAUUAGGUUUAUUACUUUGUGUACGUACAGGACGACGAGGCACGGAUUAUUUUUUUUGGUCACAACUCGAAUCGAAUCUAUCAA
Messenger RNA from Seminavis robusta, 2939 nucleotides. Lineage: Eukaryota; Bacillariophyta; Bacillariophyceae; Naviculales; Naviculaceae. The record is from the annotation of a GenBank genome assembly.